CCGCUGCUCGUUUCCCCCGAGGCGACGCGUCAUCAGGACGAGACCGUUGGUCGCUCGGGGAGAAGUGUUCCCUGUGACAGAAGCCCGCUCUUCACUCUUCCGCUCCUCCGAGGCGACCGAGACUCUGCUCUUCCUCAGCCCCCUCGCAUCCCUCCCGACGGACCGCUCCCUACUUUCUGCACAACGUUUGCCCGUUCUCAGCAGGGAAGCCACGCAGCCGAGACGGGUCUUGCCCUGCAAAGAUCCAUCAUGAAUCUCUUCCUGGAAACAGUCCAGGUGCUCCUGCUGUCCAUCUGGUACAAUGUGGAAUCCUUCGUCCACCUCUUUGUGCCCAGGAAAAGGAAGAACAUAGCUGGCGAGGUGGUGCUGAUCACGGGGUCAGGUAGUGGGAUCGGUCGCCUCAUGGCUCAGGAGUUCGCAGCCCUCGGCACUGUGCUGGUGUUGUGGGAUAUUAACCAGGAUGGGUUGAAGGAAACGGCCAGACUGGCAAAACAGAGCGGAGCCAGCCGAGUACACUCCUACCUGUGUGACUGCAGCGACAGGAACGAGGUUUACAGAGUGGCUGACCAGGUGAAGCGAGAGGUGGGCGACGUCAGCAUUCUGGUGAACAACGCCGGGAUUGUUACAGGAAAGAAGUUCAUGGAUGCUCCUGACUCCCUGAUUGAGAAGACUGUGGAGGUCAACACGAUGGCUCACUUCUGGACAUACAAGGCCUUCCUUCCUGCUAUGAUCGCCAACAAUCACGGACAUCUUGUCAGCAUCGCCAGUUCUGCUGGACUCAUAGGAGUGAAUGGAUUAGCAGACUACUGUGCCAGUAAGUUUGCCGCAGUAGGUUUCGCAGAAUCUGUGGGUCUGGAGCUGCUGGCAACUGGGAAAGAUGGCAUCAAGACCACCAUUGUGUGUCCAUACUUCAUCAACACUGGGAUGUUCGACGGAUGUCAAACUAAGUGGCCAACACUGCUGCCCAUCUUGAGUCCAGACUAUGUGGUCAAGAAGAUCAUCCAAGCUGUUCUCACGGACCAGGUCUUCCUGCUGCUGCCCAAGACCAUGUACCUCAUCACUGCUCUCAAGAACAUCCUCCCCAUGAAGCAAGGCAUUCUGCUGGGACAGUACCUGGGAGCCUUCAGCCUCAUGGACACGUUCAAGGGCCGCAGCAGAAAACAAGACUGAGGGAGGAGGGGGAGACGUGAUGGACGACAGGGAACAACUUAAGCCAUCCUCUUUUAAUCCGGAUCUUCGUAAAGUGCUGGUUAAAGAAUAGAGCACAUUACAAAUAUUGAAUGUCUAUUAGUUCUCUUUAUCACACAAUGUAUGCUCCAUCUGUUAAGUAUGCAUAUCCUUAAUGUGCUUCUUUUUAAAACGACAUUUACAUGAGUGAAAUCUUAUAAGUAACACAGAAAUAUAUGUUUUCAAAGAGUCUUCCUCAUUGAUUAUAAUAAUGUCAAAAUGUCAGUACUGAUAUCCUACAUGUAUGUACGUGCUCAUUAAUUCAGUUAGCCUGACUGAUUCUUCCUGAUGAGGACCAAUAUAUACACUUUGAUUUCAUAAUGUUAUGUAUCAAUAAUAAUCAUUCCUCAUUCAAAGUAAAGUGCCUUGGCCACUGCCAACAGCUCAGUGUCAGUCAACAAGCCUUUCGCUAUCUGAGCAGCUGACUAGCUCACUGCAGCUAGCUUGUGUGUGCGUUUCCACGUGUUCAUGAACUGGUGAAACUCUUUAUCCAGGGUUGCGUCGUCUGCAAAGUGUAAACUUGUUUCAACCUCGGCUCUGCGCUAAGUGGAAGCAACAUGCCUCCUUGGUUUCCUCAGUUCCAUCCAUUAGCUUCUGAUUUCCCACAGUGUUAUCCGUCUUGAUUCAGCUCAUCAAGCUAAUGCUCAUUUGAAAAGCUUGAGAACUGUUUACUUUAUGUUUUACUAGCAACACUUGCAGCUGUGCGGUAACGUUACAAUAGUGUCUACUUGAUCUAGUGGUCACGGGGAGCUCGACACUGAUAUGUUGGGCAGGCAGGGAGAGAAGACAACCGGAGCUCGUACUUGUUCUGCUGUUAUAUGUGAAGGAAUAGUCAAAUGUUGCACUCAUGCCUGCAAAGAUAUUAAUGGUCCUAUAUUAACACUUAUUAAGCACAAGUGUUCCUACUAUUAUAUUUCUAAUUACUAUAGCACAUGUUUGUAUGCACAUACAGUAUCUAUCAGGGAUCAUUUAAAAUGUAACAAUGUGUCAUCGAUACAUAUUUGUAAUCAGUAACCGAUUGCCGUCAUACGAGUGUAAUUCGUAGUUGAUGUUCUCAUCUUGAAUGCAUAUUCUGUAAACACUUAAUUACCGACAUAUCUACAUUGAACUGAUCAGAGUAUACACCAGUUGUCUUAAUCAUGUAAACUGUUCAGCAAAAUAAUGGAUGUUGGCAGAAGGAUUGUAGAGAUUGUUUUUAAGAAAGCAUCUAAUGGUACAGUUUCAAAUGUAAUGUAGAAAAUUAUGAUGAAUAAAUGUUUUGUUCCUCUGUUCUGA
Molecule: messenger RNA, 2502 nt
Organism: Scophthalmus maximus (turbot)
Lineage: Eukaryota; Metazoa; Chordata; Actinopteri; Pleuronectiformes; Scophthalmidae
Gene: sdr16c5a
Product: short chain dehydrogenase/reductase family 16C, member 5a
Exons: 7
Coding region: 250-1170 (306 amino acids)
Cellular component (GO): lipid droplet
Molecular function (GO): oxidoreductase activity, acting on the CH-OH group of donors, NAD or NADP as acceptor
Source: RefSeq, a predicted model, not a curated record